AUGGCGGCUGGGACGCCAGACGUCCGUGCGCAUUCCUUUGGCUUGAGUCCAUUUGCAGAACUGGAGGCGGGCACGCCUGUCCUAGACACAGAUGAAGGGGAAGAGCUCGCCAAACACUUCUCAUCAAUCUCACUGAUUCUUGGUCAGAACCUGGACGUUGGCCAGGGGAGCCUCUACAUUACCUCCAGGCGUAUCAUCUGGGUAGGUGGAGCAGAGAAAAGCUAUGCAGCCGACUUUCAGCACAUCAACAUGCACGCCAUUUCUACCGAUCAGAGCGCGUUCCAGCGGCCCUGCAUCUACAUGCAGAUGGAACCCAGCACCUCGGAAUUUGAUGAAGAUGCGGUUGCAGACGACGAUGUCGAUGAUGAAGAGACGCCCGAAGUCCGGCUGGUGCUGUGCGACUGUGCUGCGCUGAACCCCGAUCCUGGACAAGAAGGCGAUGAUGAGGAUGCAGAAUUUUAUUAUGAUGAGGAUGAGGUGCUGGCGGGAGCAGGCGGCGAAUCGCGCGCUGCUAUGCUCGAUCACUACGACUCCCUCCUGCAGAUGCCCCGCGCCGAUGAUCUGGACGAGUUGUUGGCGGAGGAUCCUGAGAGGUUUGAAGAUGCUGACGAGGAAGAGGGAGAUGCUGAAGAGGACGGCUACCCCAACAAUGUACCCCACCCUACCCGGCCGGAGCAAUGA
Messenger RNA from Coccomyxa subellipsoidea C-169, 681 nucleotides. RefSeq lists its product as hypothetical. Bases 1 to 681 code for a protein of 226 amino acids. The transcript has 5 exons. Gene Ontology annotation, biological process: mRNA cis splicing, via spliceosome. The record is from RefSeq and is a predicted model, not a curated record. NCBI's taxonomy places the organism in Eukaryota, Viridiplantae, Chlorophyta, Trebouxiophyceae, Coccomyxaceae. Gene Ontology annotation, cellular component: cytosol; spliceosomal complex.